AUGGCUGCCGAGGUAGUUGACGUAGAGGAGGAAGUGGCCAUUGACCCCUGCACGGCCCUACGGCUGGUGGCUGCGGCCGCCUGGCACACCGUCCGGGAGCACCGGAUCCAGGACUUCUCCCGUGUGCUGACGCUGCUGGAGGCCGUGGAGGACGCGUCCCCGGACUUGGUCCACUACCGGCACCUGGCCAAGUUGCGCUUGGGCCUCCAGGCUGAGGUGAUAAUGAACAUGCUGAGGGAAGAAGAGGCAGAUGGAAAAAUCUACGGUGCUAUCGAUACGUACUUUCCGGAGCAAGAGCCUCCACCCCACCCCAAAGCCACUGCUCAUGAUUUGAAAUUGGUGAUGGUGGCCCGGGAGAACUUCCGGGAUCUGGUGCUGGGGUUGCUGAGCGACCAAAGGGAACGGGAGACUUAUGUGCAGAAGCACCUGGAAAAUGAUUAUGGGAAAACCUUCCAAAGUGUAGUAGAAGAGCUCUUCUAUGAUUACCUGUGGCAACUGGAGAGCGCUCUGCCAAAGCCUAAUUUCCAGCAGUUGUUAAAGGCUGCUCACACGCAGGAUCCCAACCAGUCUUCUCCCGAUCCCAGCAUCCUCUCCAGAUACCUCACAGACAUGGGGUACCAGUCCACAGAUUCCCCUGCGCCUCCCAGCUCUCCCGGCCCAUCCAGGCCCUUGUGCCAGAGUGAGGACGAUCAGCAGCAGCCGGGGAAAUCCCAGGCCGGCAAGCAACCGCUGAACCCAUGCAGGAGCUGGAGAAAGAGGAGUGGCCUGCCCUGCGUUCCGGAACAGAAUUCCCAAGGGUACCACGCAGGCCUCCCAUUGCCAGGCAAUCAGCAAGCAGGUGAACUCGACGACAUCGUGGUCGAUUCGAGUGGCGAAGGGGAGGAAAACUCUCCUUUCAAGAAGGGCGAGUAUCAGAGCACCCACCACAACACCCUCAUCCCCACCUUCCAUGACCACCUGGCCGACACCCGGAGCCGAUGCGAUGAUUUAUCAGAUGCGGAAACGUCUGCCAAGACCUGA
Euleptes europaea (tarantolino) is the source of this 1020-nucleotide messenger RNA. RefSeq names its product TERF1 interacting nuclear factor 2 (gene TINF2). Lineage: Eukaryota; Metazoa; Chordata; Lepidosauria; Squamata; Sphaerodactylidae. The record is from RefSeq and is a predicted model, not a curated record. Gene Ontology annotation, molecular function: telomeric repeat DNA binding. Gene Ontology annotation, cellular component: shelterin complex. The transcript has 10 exons. The coding region runs from base 1 to 1020 and encodes 339 amino acids. Gene Ontology annotation, biological process: regulation of telomere maintenance via telomere lengthening; telomere capping.